This is a messenger RNA of Capsicum annuum, 1047 nucleotides long. Its product is annotated as calpain-type cysteine protease DEK1-like. The transcript has 7 exons. NCBI's taxonomy places the organism in Eukaryota, Viridiplantae, Streptophyta, Magnoliopsida, Solanales, Solanaceae. Bases 111 to 659 code for a protein of 182 amino acids. The record is from RefSeq and is a predicted model, not a curated record.
AUUUCCUUGCUUCUUUGCUUCCAUUGAUAUGCAUUCCAGCAUUAUUGUCUCUCGGUGCUGGUUUGUUCAAGUGGAAAGACGACAAUUGGAAGCUCUCUCGAGGUGCUUAUAUGUUCAUAAUCAUUGUUCUUCUUCUUGUGCUUGGAGCCAUUUCAGCUAUUAUAGUUACAAUUAAACCCUGGAUGAUAGGGGCUGCAUUUCUUCUGGUGCUUCUCCUUCUUGUUCUAGCUAUUGGUGUUAUUCACUAUUGGGCGUCAAAUAACUUUUAUUUGACAAGGAUACAAAUGUUACUCAUUUGUUUUCUUGCAUUCCUUUUAGCUCUUGCAGCAUUUCUUGUUGGAUGGUUUCAGGACAAGGCUUUUGUUGGUUACUUCUCAUUUCUUUUUCUCGUAGCUGGAAGGGCAUUAAUAGUCCUUCUUUCACCUCCUAUAGUAGUCUACUCCCCAAGGGUGUUGCCUGUUUAUGUUUACGAUGCUCAUGCGGACUGUGGGAAAAAUGUCAGUGCUGCAUUUCUUGUGCUCUAUGGCAUUGCAUUGGCUAUUGAGGGCUGGGGUGUGGUUGCGAGUUUGCAAAUUUACCCGCCAUUUGCUGGUGCUGCUGUGUCAGCAAUUACACUCUCGUUGUGGCCUUUGGCUUUGCGGUCUCUCGUCCAUGUUUAACACUUGAGAUGGUGGAAGAUGCUGUUCAUUUUCUUAGCAAAGAAACCAUGGUCCAGGCAAUUGCUCGAUCUGCCACAAAGGUACGGCCAUUUUCUGUUACCGCUGCCAACACUUUCAUUCUAUAUUUUUGCUCCUUGGUUAUUAGUUAGUGUUUUUUGUUUCUAUUGUCGUUUAUGGUUUUAAUCCCAUCUGAAGGUGAUCCUUGUUUUCAAUUGGAAAUAAAGAACAGUUUGCCACUUAAAAGUUCAUCAACUUGUUUACCGGAAUUGUCCCACCUUAUUGCAUAAGAUUUGGAUGGGGAUGCCCCUAAACUGGCUUAAAAACAAUAUGGUGCUGUUAGAUUGAUGUACUAUUUGAACCUAAAUCAUGAAAAUAUUGGUGAUUUCUG